Messenger RNA from Penaeus vannamei (Pacific white shrimp), 837 nucleotides. Lineage: Eukaryota; Metazoa; Arthropoda; Malacostraca; Decapoda; Penaeidae. The record is from RefSeq and is a predicted model, not a curated record.
AUGGGUCUAUAUUGUCAGUUGUGCCAUGCAGUUGAUGUAUAUAAUCACUUUGUAUUGUCGUUUGUGAAACAACUCAUGAUCUGUGUGACCUGUAUGUAUGAGAAAAAAGAAAGUAAGAGCUAUCGGAACCUUAUUUCAGAGAAAUGGCACCACUGUGCCCGAGUUGAAAUGAAAACUCUCCAGUGGAAUUUGAGAAGAAGUGAAUGUUUAAAUGAUUUUUGGGAAUUAGAAAAGGUCUUCCUGAAGACUUGGUAUCGGAGAGGAAUGAAAGAAAAUGUAAACCAAGUAAUAUGCUUCCCAGACUGGCAUAAAGUGCAGUCUUCACUGUAUUUGCGGAAGCGGGCAAGAAAAUAUGAAGGAGAAUGUGUGUGUAACUGCAUCAGGUCAUCAUGGGCGGGCCAGAAUUAUUGGUAUUAUGAUAUUUUGAAAGUUGUAAUGUCACUUAGUAAGAUGAACAUACUCCAACAGGUGAGGUUGGACUCUGGUGAUAAGAGCUUAGUUAAGAGAGGACUUACAGGAAAUCUUGACACUCAGGAAAGUUCUUGUAAAAAACACCUAUGCUCCAUCUGUGGAUAUACAUCUAAUGAAACCACAACCUUUAAAAGACAUUUGCGCACACAUACUGGAGAAAAGCCUUUUCUCUGUCCACACUGCUCUGUUCGGACAACACGAAAAGCAUCACUCCUGUCUCAUAUGCUUAGUCAUACUGGAGAAAAACCGUAUUCUUGUCAUUAUUGUCCGUAUGAGUCGAGGCAAAAGGGCAAUUUAAUCAGGCAUAUGAAGAUACAUCAAGGGCAGAGUGUUCAUCAUCCUUUGUCAAGUCUUGGUGAUACUUAA